Molecule: messenger RNA, 1253 nt
Organism: Striga asiatica
Lineage: Eukaryota; Viridiplantae; Streptophyta; Magnoliopsida; Lamiales; Orobanchaceae
Source: the annotation of a GenBank genome assembly
GAAAAUUUCAUCUCGCACACUCGACACGAUGAGAUCUUAUCGGGAAUUAUGGGUGAAGGGCACCUCCAUCCAAGGCGAGCGUCGUUCAGAAGGAUCUGGCACUCAACCUCAAUAUUUUACUGAGAAGGUGUUCCGCAAAAAGCGAGAGAUCUAGACGACAGGUGGCACGGGCACGAAGCAAGAUCGCGUUUUUCAGGUCGAGGUGGAGUCUCUCAAGUGAAAGUGAUCCAUGAGAUGGUAUAUAAUAUCGAUGAAGCUGCACAUCAAUGUCGACGAGGAGACCGGAAAGAUCGUCGAUGCUUGUUUUAAGACCUUCGGAUGCGGUUCUGCUAUCGCCUCCUCCUCCGUUGGGUUUUGGAAGUUGUCUGAGUUCAGGAUUGAUUUGGUGUUUUGUGGAGAUGGAUUGAGCAGGCUUGGAGGCCAUUGUAUCAGCUGCAGCCACUUUCCUCAACAAUGCCGUCAAGCCCAUUAUGGUCGGCGGGCCCAAGCUCCAGGUCGUCAAUGCGGGCCGGGCCUUCGUCCAGCUGGCACACUCGUGCGGUUACGCUGUAUCCGCCAUGCCCUCCGCGAAAGGGCUCGUCUCCGAGCACCACCCGCACUUUAUAUCUUCGUGGGCCCGAUUUUCAACGACUACAGCUCAGUGGGCUACUCACUCUUGCUCAAACGGGAGAAGGCUAUUAUUGUCCAGCCAGAUCGGGUCGUGAUUGGGAACGGGCCCAUGCUCGGGUGCGCGCCCAUGAAGGACUUCUUGCACGAGCUGGCGAAGAGAGUCGAGAGGAACACGACGGCUUAUGAGAACUACAAGAGGAUUUAUGUUCCGGAAGGUUUGCUGGUUAAAAGCGAGCCGAACGAGCCCUUGAGGGUGAAUGUUCUGUUUCAGCUUAUUCAGAAGAUGCUUUCGGGCGAAACGACAGUCGUUGCUGAGACGGGCGAUUCUUGGUUUGCCUGUAUUUUAUUGAGGUGAUUGUUCACAAGGAUGAUACAAGCAAAGAGCUUCUUGAGUGGGGUUCAACCGUUCAAGGGUCUCUUCUGCUAAUAGUCGCCCCCAAAAUCCACAGUAAAUUAAUUAAUUAGUAGUCGUUUAUUAUUGUUUAGUGUUGAAAUUUAUUAGAAUUUUUCUGAUGGGAUAUUGUUAGCUUCAUUGUUUGAAGGGCUAGUUUAUGAGGUUUGAUUUUGGAAUAAAAUAAAAGUUAUUGUCAGUUGAUUUAUUGAAUUUUGGUUUACUACAUCGUUGGUGAUUGAAAUGUUUGAUG